CUUCAUCUUCUCUUCUCCAUCUAACUCUCAACACCACUCAUCACCUCAUCCUCAUCUCCAACUACACACACACAUACAUCACCCAUCAUGGCCUCACCUCAGCAGCUCAAGACGACCGUGACGGAUCUAUUGAAGAUCCAGCACCCCAUCCUACUAGCCGGCAUGAACGUCGCCGCAGGCCCCAAGCUCGCCGCCGCCGUCACAAACGCAGGCGGCCUCGGCGUCAUCGGCGGCGUCGGCUACACCCCAGACAUGCUCCGCGAACAGAUUGCCGAGCUCAAGGGCUUCCUGACAGACAAGAACGCACCGUUUGGCGUCGACCUGCUGCUCCCCCAGGUCGGAGGCAGCGCCCGCAAGACCAACUACGACUACACCAAAGGCAAACUCAACGAACUAAUCGACAUCAUCAUCGACUCGGGCGCAUCCCUCUUCGUCUCCGCCGUCGGCGUGCCCCCCAAAUCCGUCGUCGACAAACUCCACGCCCACGGCAUCCUCUACAUGAACAUGAUCGGCCACCCCAAGCACGUCGCCAAAUGCCUCGCCAUCGGCGCCGACAUCAUCUGCGCCCAGGGCGGCGAAGGCGGCGGCCACACCGGCGACGUGCCCACCACCAUCCUCAUCCCCGAAGUCGUCCGCCUCGUCGCCGGCCACAAAAGCCCGAUGACAGGCCAACCCGUCCAAGUCAUCGCAGCAGGCGGCCUCUUCAACGGCCAGUCCGUCGCCGCAGCCCUCAUGCUCGGCGCCUCAGCCGUCUGGAUCGGCACCCGCUUCAUCCUCACCGACGAGGCUGGCGCGCCAAAAGCCCACCAGGAAGCCGUCCGCACGGCCGGACACGACGACAACGUGCGCACAAUCAUCUUCACCGGCCGGCCCUUGCGCGUGCGCAAUAACGCGUACAUUGAUAACUGGGAGACGAACCGCGCCGCAGAGAUCAAGGAGUUGACGGGCCGGGGCAAGAUCCCUGUCGAGCACGACUUUGAGACGAUGGGCGACGAGAUUGACGAUGAUACGAUGGAUAAUGCGCGGCCGUUUCUGAUGGGUAAAGCUGCGGCGGUGGUGAGUGAGAAGAAGUCGGCCAAGGCGGUGGUGGAUGAGAUGGUUGGGGAUGCGGUGGCGUGGUUGGCGAAGGGGAAUGCCAUGGUUGUGUCGAAGGCGCGGUUGUGAUUUUUUUUUUCUUUUUUUUCUUGGGGUUGUAGGUUCUGGGAAGGGGCAUGCAUGCAUGUAUGUAUGGGGGGGAGGUGGAUGGUGAUGAAGAUGAAGUUUGCAACAUGAUAUUGGCGCUGGGCUUCGGGAUGGAAUGAGAUUUUAUUCUAGAUUUUACUUUGUGUUUCUACCGUGUGACUGUCGUGCCUUGUGCGUGUGUGUUUGGGUGGAUGUGGUUAAAGAACCGAUUGAGUCCUCUUAUCGUGGAUCUGAUCUAUCUGAGGGAUUUGAACGGGCAAGGCUGUCAUAAGCACGAGGAUAAGCAUGAGUAUAAUAAGCACAUACAACACAACACGUCACAGCACACACACACAAACACAACCACAAGCACACACACAACCACAAGCACAAGCACAAAACACAGCAAUAUACAAAUCAAACGGGGCCUCCC
Molecule: messenger RNA, 1594 nt
Organism: Pseudovirgaria hyperparasitica
Lineage: Eukaryota; Fungi; Ascomycota; Dothideomycetes; Acrospermales; Acrospermaceae
Product: NPD-domain-containing protein
Exons: 3
Coding region: 88-1164 (358 amino acids)
Molecular function (GO): nitronate monooxygenase activity
Source: RefSeq, a predicted model, not a curated record